AUGGCGGGGAAUGUGUCACUUUUGACAGGAGUUAGAAGACUGUUUUACCUCGUAACUCCAAACGAGACGUCAUUCAGAGAUGUCAGUGAUGUCCCGAACUACACACGAGAGUCUGUGCCAUCCUUUAUGUUGUUUGUGGCCAUAGAGCUAACAAUCUCCUUGAUUAAAGGAGAUAAGAAAAUGCGGAUAAAUGAUGGUGUGACCUCUAUGAGUGCUGGACUUUUCUCUCGUCUUCCUCUAUACCUUAUGCGCACAGUUGAGUUGGGAUCUUACGUUUGGGUGUUUGAGAAGUUUUGCGUGUAUGAGUUAGCCUGGGACUCAGCAUGGACUUGGUGGUUAGCCUUCCUGGCAGUAGAUUUGGGUUACUACUGGUUCCACAGACUGGCUCAUGAAGUGAACAUAAUGUGGGCAGCCCAUCAAGUGCACCACAGCUCUGAGGAUUACAACCUGACUACAGCCCUCCGACAGUCAGUUCUGCAGAAGUAUACCUCAUGGAUGUUCUAUUUGCCCUUGGCUCUGUUCAUCCCACCCUCUGUCUUCCUGGUCCAUCAGCAAUUUAAUAUAUUAUUCCAGUUCUGGAUACACACUGAGUAUGUGAAAUCUUUGGGUCCAUUAGAAUAUAUAUUGAACACCCCAAGUCACCAUAGGGUCCACCAUGGGAGAAACCCCUACUGCAUUGACAAGAACUAUGCCGGCACACUGAUAGUUUGGGAUCGUUUGUUUGGGACCUUCCAGGCUGAAGAUGAGACUGUGGUUUAUGGCUUGACCCACCCUGUUGGUACCUUUGAGCCGUUCAAAAUACAGUUCUGCCACCUUCAUUAUAUGUGGGGUCGCUUUAAGGAAGAAAAGGGGCUGGCUAAUAAGCUGUCCGUGAUAUUUAAAGGACCUGGUUGGGAGCGCGGCAAACCAAGGUUGGGAAACAUCGAAGACAUUCCAAAGGUGUGUUAUCCUGUGGAGAAGUACAGCAGUUGUGUACCACCAUGGUGUGGUCUAUACAUCUGUAUUCACUUCUUUAUAAUCAUUCAGCUGAAUCAGCAAAUAGCAGCAAGCUACCGAGUCUUGCCUGUCACAUUUGUGCUUCUUUCUGAAGUCUUUGUUUUGCUGUCUUUAACAUCUUUCGGACGACUGUUUGACAAUAGUGAUUACUCCCCUUUGCUGGAGCUCUUCCGCUGUGUGUUGUUCCUCACUGCUGACCUUAUCCUGGGUGUCCUAGGAUACCAGGACCUCAAAUCACGCCCUCUUGCCAUGCGUUUUGUACAGUACUGGUACAUCACCUCUGUUGUCAUCUGGAUUGUCCGUCAGGUGACAUUCUACAGUGGCAGGCUUGAAAAAAAUAAACAGAUGUAACAACUGCCUGGUGAUUAGCAGAUGCUUUAUCAAAAGUGAUUUUUACGUGAAUUGAAUAUGAAUUGAGAAUCUUAUCUGCUUUUAUGUUAUUUGAUGUGAGAAAGAUAUAAUUGGAUAUGAACACUUCAAGUACACAAAAGUACUUUGCCACAGUAAUUUGCUGUAUUAGAAAAUGUUUUGUCAGUGCUUGGAAGAGGAUGUUAUGAAAUGGUAUUUUACAAUAUUAGCUAUAUCAGAUGCAAGGUUCUAGACAUUCAUUGUAGUGUAAUGAGUAUGUAAAUAAAAGUGUCCCUUUCAGAAGGCUAUUAAUUAUUUUAAUGUAUCACAAUAACAGUAUCGUAUAUUUUAUAAAUUGACGCAUAUUAUUAGUUUAAUAUAUUUUAUACAUUCUCUACAUUAUGUGAGUAUUGUGAAGUAAUUUAUCUUAUAUAUUUUAAGUGAUUUGGUAUGGUAUGAUUUAAUCAUAGUGCAAAUGGAAAUCCAUGUGAUUUAUUGAUUUAGUCAAAUCUGUUGCCCAUAUUUUAUACUAAAUUUAUUUUAUGUAUUGUAUUAUUAGAAUUUUUAUUUUUAAAGCAAAUAUACAGUUGCUUUUUUAAUAUCAAUUUUGCCCCGUAUGUGGAUCUGUUACUAAACUUUAAUGAAUAUGUGAUUAAAUAUGUAUCCACACAAGUGUUUUUCUGAAUUAAAAUUAGAAAAAAAUUUAGAGAAUUAGGACUGCAUUUAUACGAUGAUAACUGGAACCAACUGGCAUUAUACAUCUGUAACAUAUGGUGCCAAAAAGAAUGAGAAGACGUACUGAUUGUGGUCUUACAACAUGUGGUGUUAAGCCAUAAUCCUUCAUUGUUACAAAAUGUGUACAGGCACAAACAUGGAAAGUCUAAAAUAAACCUAACAGGAUCUGUACCACGGCCUAAUCUGUGUUGACCAGAAAGUGCCAAUUUUA
Liolophura sinensis is the source of this 2290-nucleotide messenger RNA. RefSeq names its product alkylglycerol monooxygenase-like. The transcript is spliced from 11 exons. Gene Ontology annotation, cellular component: endoplasmic reticulum. Gene Ontology annotation, molecular function: glyceryl-ether monooxygenase activity; iron ion binding. Gene Ontology annotation, biological process: lipid biosynthetic process. Lineage: Eukaryota; Metazoa; Mollusca; Polyplacophora; Chitonida; Chitonidae. The record is from RefSeq and is a predicted model, not a curated record. Bases 1 to 1347 code for a protein of 448 amino acids.